GCAGCGAGGGUGGGUGCCUCCUCCGUUGGAACUAUCCCCCUUGACAACAGAGAACCCGCGACCAUUCUCUCUCACCCUCGGCGGCGAGCAAGCCCCGCUUUCCGCGCACGUUAAUUCCUCGCAACGCGGAAACCGCGCGUCCGAUCAAUCGAGUCCAGGUGCUUGGUGCGAUCAAUCCGGCGAUCUCGUGUACGAACGUCGUCGUCGUCGUCGUCGUCGUCGUCCUCCUCUCAGGGAGGAGGAGGAGGAUCCGCACGACGUGCUCGGACGACGUGAACGACAAGCCUCCCGUUCGUUCAGUUUCAGCAUGGAGUGCCCCGAAGCGGUAGAACGAGGUCGGAAUUUUCGUCUACUUGCUGAAGAGGAGCUGUCGAAACUCUUAGAUUUUCUUACGGGAUAUUUGCCUGAGUCGCUGAAGUUUCAUCAGACUGUAUUAACUUACAUGCGAAAUAGAGUCUGGGAAUUCCAUUUCUACGUGGCUAACGAUUGGCCUGAAGAUGCAAUCUGCUUACAUUUUCCCGGAAUGACGUUAUCUCCGCACGGUUUGGUAUAUGAGAGCGUCGGUGUCUUCUGCCCGAACGAUCGGCUGGACCUGCUGCGUCUUUUCCGGGAGGAGGAUAUUCUCGUAGACUGGUCGAGACCUUUGUACAUUAAUUUUGCUCAUUACGAUAUCGCCGAGGAGCUGACGCGCCUUUACGAAGGUACCGGCACUAUCGAGACUGUCGUGGGCGAUGUCUGCGCGUGCGAGGACUUUGAGCAUGGCGCGGAAAGCGGGGAAUUGUGUAAGGACGGCGAUCCCGAUGUCCAGGUGUUGCCUCUCAAGGCGGAACACGCCGAAGGAAUUCACGAGUUGUAUCCGGCGAACGACAUGGAGUGUCAUGAACUUUUUCUCCGUCUCAUCAGGACUCUACCGGCGGCAGGCGUGUUCGUGAAGGGUAGCCUGGCCGCCUGGAUGGUCCAGUCCUAUUACGGAGCUAUGUUCUCCAUGCAAACCAAGCCGGAACACCGUAGAAAAGGUUACGGGACGAAAUUAGUAAGGUACCUGACAAAACGCGUAGCCGAGAAAGGAUAUUAUCCAUUUGUAGUUAUACGUCCAGAGAACGAAGCUAGCCACAGUCUGUAUAAGAAGCUGGGCUUCAGACGGCUUUACCAACUUGUACGAAUGACUUUUACGCCUUCCAUGUGGCAAGAGAGCGAAAACGACGCAAACAUUCUUAGGGAUAACUUGGAAAACGCCGUCAGGCAGCUUAGCCUCGAGCAGAGGGUAAUAACGGCGCUGCGCGAUCAGAAGGAGAGCGAAGAAACGAUACAAGAUCCCGCGGGAAUCGCGUCAAUUGUUGAAAAGGAGGGAGAAGAGGGUGAGGGGGGUGCCAACGAGGAGGAUCUUCUCGAGACUAUCGAGGAACAGUCUGAGGAGAGGAUAGACACAGCGGGAGACAAUGCAGAUGACCCGGUGGCCGAAGAGGCAUCGGAAACUGCGCAAAUUGACGAUUCUAAUAACGACUGCGGGACGGACGUCGCGGGUGACGACGAAUAAAUUUAUAGGGAACGUUUAUACGAUAAACAACGGUCCAUAAUUCACGUUUUUCUUGCUCGAAGAUACGCUCUUCGCCACGAGGCGUUGAUAAGCAGCGAGAUAAAUUGCGAGCGGAAGUUAUGACUCGCGUUACUCAUUCUUAUGAGUCUAUAAAGUUCUUAGAGACGGUAAGCCAAACUUCCUGUAUAUCUUUUGUAAUAGUCAUUCAUGCCUGUUUACUUUGAUAAUGAUAAAAAUUUGAUGAUUCGUAUGAAUUAUAUUCAAUAAUGAUUUAUAAUUAAUACCACAUUACUUUCGAAUUAUUAUCAUAUAAAUUGGCAAUUUUUUUUUUUAUAAAAUAUAGUAUAGCCGAUAUUGUAUCGAACAAGUUUUCAAUUGUAUAUACAAACGUCUGUGCGAGAGCAAAUGUCUUCUUCGAGCGAUAAAAACGCGCCGAAAGAGUCAAAGAUAGAAAAUAUUUUAAGAGAUUUUGACAAUUACAUAGCACCGCGUUCGUGCGAGGCUUCAAUUCGCGUACGAAGAAUCAAAAUUCCUCGUAUGAUUCCUCAUAUCAGACUCUUUCCAAAAAAACAUGAAAAUCUCAGGUGUCGGAUAGCUACGUACGUUUGGGUUGCCAGUGUUAUAUCUCGUCGAAGUCUAUCCGAUCGUGUAUCGUUCUUCUUGUUGCGUUGGUACAAAUACAUAAUUUGACAUAAAGAUCGUCAGUGUUAUCAAUUAUUUGUUAUAUAAACGCGUUUAAUAUAUUCAAAUAUUUCUGAAUAAAUUAAAUAAAGUUGUCGUAUAACAACAAUUGUCAUGUGAUGGUUAACAAUGUCUAUAUGCGUUUUAUCUGUUUGUUCUAAGUGUUUCUCGUUUUCGCCACAAUUAUCAAUAAACAAUAUACAUUGAUGUGGCGUAUAAUGAUAUAUAUAUAUUUAUUAGAAGAUUACGUAUUAUAGAAUUUC
Messenger RNA from Linepithema humile (Argentine ant), 2481 nucleotides. RefSeq lists its product as uncharacterized. Gene Ontology annotation, molecular function: acyltransferase activity, transferring groups other than amino-acyl groups. The record is from RefSeq and is a predicted model, not a curated record. NCBI's taxonomy places the organism in Eukaryota, Metazoa, Arthropoda, Insecta, Hymenoptera, Formicidae.